AAGGAAUGGCUACCAGAACAAACCAAAUCACUUUUCCGGCCACCGCCGUGGUUGCGCUCGUCCUUCUCCUCCUCCCGCCUAUUAUACUCGCCGAUGACUUACAAAUCCCGAACGAUAAAACUCAACUAACUGCAUGGUUCGGCAGAACCAUCAAGAACUAUAAGCUCCGGAGGGCGACGCUUGAUCCAGAGCUGGUGAAGGCGGAGGACAACGUAAAAAUCAUCAAGGUGAGUAAAAGUGGUGGAGGAGACUUCAAGACGGUGACGGAUGCCGUCAACAGUGUUCCGGCGGGUAACACUCGGCGCGUAAUUAUAUGGAUUGGAGGCGGAGUAUAUGAAGAAAAAAUCAAGAUUGAUAGGACUAAGCCCUUCGUCACAUUCUACGGAUCACCCGACAACAUGCCCAUGCUGUCAUUCGACGGGACGGCGGCCAAGUACGGGACGGUGGACAGCGCCAGCCUGAUAGUCGAAUCUCAUUACUUUAUGAUGGUGAACAUAAUUGUCAUUAACUCGUCCCCGAAGCCGGACGGGAAACGGAAGGGAGCGCAGGCGGUGGCGCUGAGGAUUUCAGGUGAUAAGGCCGCGUUUUAUAACAGCAAGCUGAUCGGUUUUCAGGACACCCUAUGUGAUGAUAGGAACAGACAUUUUUUCAAGAAGUGCUACAUUGAAGGCACUGUCGACUUCAUAUUUGGGAGCGGCAAGUCCAUUUUUUUGAGCACAGAGGUACAUGCCAUGGGAGACGGGGAGAUGCUUACAGUGAUAACGGCGCACGCAAGGAACUUGGAAUCAGAGGACACAGGAUACUCAUUCGUCCACUGCACGAUAUCUGGUACUGGGAGCACCACAUUCUUAGGGCGGGCAUGGAUGGAUAGACCCAAGGUGGUGUUUUCCCACACCUACAUGAGCUCUGUUGUGAACCCUCUUGGCUGGUCCAAUAACCUCCACCCUGAUCGCGACUCAAUGGUUUUCUUUGGAGAAUACAACUGCUUGGGACCAGGAGCAAACAUGUCGAGACGAGCUAAAUUCACGAAGAAGCUGGAUUUUAACGGAGCCAAGCCCUACAUCAGUCUCAACUACAUUGGGGCUUCAUCAUGGUUGCUUCCUCCGCCAAACCUAGCACUCCAAUGAAGCACAUUAUACAGAUUGGUGUAUGAUUAACUGGUGGAUGUG
Molecule: messenger RNA, 1169 nt
Organism: Vitis riparia (riverbank grape)
Lineage: Eukaryota; Viridiplantae; Streptophyta; Magnoliopsida; Vitales; Vitaceae
Product: putative pectinesterase 63
Exons: 4
Coding region: 6-1127 (373 amino acids)
Biological process (GO): cell wall modification
Molecular function (GO): pectinesterase activity
Source: RefSeq, a predicted model, not a curated record